AUGGGUAUUGCUCCCAGUAAAGAUAAUGAAGAGUUAGUUGAUACACUUGUUAAAGCUGGCCAUAUACAAAGUACACAUAUCGAGUUGGCAUUCAGGCUAGUCGAUCGUGGUCGUUACGUUCCCGAAAAAUAUUUGAAAGAGAUUUACGGUGAUCAACCUUUUAAGGUUCCUGAAAGCGAUGCUGCAUCUUGGACUCCCGGCUUUCUGCACAUAUCGGCUCCUUGUAUGUACGCGUGCGUACUGGAAAAGCUGGAUAUCAGAAAAGGGCACGCUUUUCUCAAUGUGGGUUCUGGAUCCGGAUGGUUGAAUACAGCCUGUGGCUUUCUCGUCGGUGAGAAAGGAGUUAAUCAUGGAGUAGAAAUUCAUAGCAACUUAGUUGAAUAUGCUGAGAAUUUGAUGAACACCUCAACCAUUCAAUCAGGUGCAGUAGCCGGAUAUGAAUGGUGUAAACCCAAAUUUAUGCAUAGCAACGGAUUGACACUGAAAAAUGCUGAUGAUUUUGAGGGUUAUGAUCGAAUUUAUUGUGGAGCGUCUAUACGUGAUCCUAACACUGUUUUCCGUCUUAUGCGGCUCUUGAAAGUCGGUGGACGAAUGGUUGCUCCUUAUCAUAGCGUGUUGUUCUCGUUCUAUCGUGUAUCACAAUCAACCAUCCGAACCGAAAAUAUUACCACCUGUCAAUUCGCAGACUUGCUUCUUCCUGAAUCUGGAACUCCUCUUUCUGUAUUAUUCCCCUGCCAGAGGCCAACGCCGCUCAAAAUCAUAUGUAGAUACCACAUUCGUAAAGAACUGAGGAGAAAAACUGAUUGUUCUCAUGACUUUGUGGUUACUCUAAAACUCGCGCGAGAAGAAAAAGAACAACAGAUAUGGAGUUCCGAUGACUUCCAGCAUACAGCUUUUGGCCCUCCCGAGAACUCUGCAGCCAAUUUUCAAGCAGCGAACCCGAGACUAGUGCCUAAUUCAUUCUUAACAGCAACAGAGCUAUCAGGACGACCUUUUUCUACUUUUUUCCGGCCUGGCAUUCAUCCUGAAAAUUCGGAAGUACCUGGUACAGAAGACUAUCUAAUACCUGUGGAAAAUGAGGAACAGAAAUCAAUUUAUAUCGAAUAUCCUUUGAACAUGGGGGAACCUGAGGAAGAUGAAGCAGAAAACGCAAACGAUAUUGAUUUUCAUGGUCAUCAACUAGACGAUGAGACCUUUCUUGAUAAUAUAUUAGGCUUCGCGGCACGCCAUAUAGGCGUAGCAGGUCGCACCAUAGCGAGUGAAGAAGAGCUACAAGAGCGUGAAGCAGAGGAAGAGGCAAGGCGAGUAGUUCAGUUCUCUAGAGUGACGCAUGGCAGAGUUACUAUCGAGCCACCAGUUGACGCUUCGCUCAACUUAAUGGAUGGGAGAACUCGUCGUUUCCGCUUUGUUCAAGAUGGUACUCAGAACAAUAUAUAUGGAGUGCUGGACCCAAAUUAUCGGUCGUUUGAUCAUGCUGGUAACGGCACUCAAGCGCAACCGCGUUCAAGUCGGAGAAAUUACGAUGAAGCUAAUGCUAGUACAGAUACGGAUGACCUCUCUGAAAGAUCUUCCUCUCCGAAACGAGCUAGAUGGGAGAACAAAGCAGAUGAUGGAGGCGAAUCAUUGGAACCUUUUGCUGAUGAAGGGCCGGAGGAGAAGCCGACAAAAUCGACUACGAAUGAAAGGAGAAAUGAGAGGAGAAGUGAAAGGAUAAGUGAGAGGAGAGGUGAGAGGAGGAGUGAGAGGAUAAGUGAAAGGAUAAGUGAAAGGAGAAGCGAAAGAAUAAGAGAAAGGAUAAGUGAACGGAGAGUAGAGAGGAGAAGUGAGCGGAGAAAUGAGAGGGAUCGCUUCUGUGAUUGCACAACAAUAAGAGCGGCUGACGAACGAGAGAUGAGCAGAAUGUUGAACACUAUUGAAUCAGCAGAAGAGAAACGAGAAAUUUUACUGAAAGGAAUGAGACCCAGGUUCUACAGAGUCCCUGAAAAUCUACUUAAUGCAUAUGGAACAAGGUUCCAUCAGUUGCUACGCACAUUGCCUAUACCCAAACAUUUAAAAAACUUCGUACGACUACAGAAGUAA
Molecule: messenger RNA, 2079 nt
Organism: Auanema sp. JU1783
Lineage: Eukaryota; Metazoa; Nematoda; Chromadorea; Rhabditida; Rhabditidae
Source: the annotation of a GenBank genome assembly